Messenger RNA from Dictyostelium discoideum AX4, 633 nucleotides. RefSeq names its product Rab GTPase. The transcript has 3 exons. The record is from RefSeq and is a predicted model, not a curated record. NCBI's taxonomy places the organism in Eukaryota, Evosea, Eumycetozoa, Dictyosteliales, Dictyosteliaceae. Bases 1 to 633 code for a protein of 210 amino acids. Gene Ontology annotation, molecular function: GTPase activity; GTP binding.
AUGUGUGAUUACGAUUUCAUAUUUGAAUUUUUAGUAAUUGGUGAUUGUAAUGUUGGAAAAUCAUCNUUUGUAUAUCAAUAUUGCGAAAACUUUAAAACCAAAAUAAGAAGUAGAGAACGUGGUGAUGGUAAUACAUUUAUACCUAAAUUAAUAAGAGUUGAUGAUAAAAAUUGUUUUUUAAAAUUUGUUAAAUAUUAUAAAAGAGUAAAUUGUUUACCAAAUUAUAGAUUUAUAAAUAUAGCGGAUUGUAUAUUUAUACUAUUUGAUGUUUGUAAUAGAGAAUCAUUUGAUAAUGUUGGACAUUAUUAUAAUGAAAUUUUAAAAUAUUCAAGUGAAAAUUUAUUAAUUACAUUAAUUGGUUGUAAAGCUGAUUUAUUAAAUAGAGAAGUUGACCAAAAUGAAGCAUUAGAAUUUUCCAAAAAACAUAAUAUACCCUAUUUUGAAGUUAAUAAUUUUUCACCUUCAGAAAUUGAAAAGAAUGUUUAUCAACAAAUCUCACAAACUAUUCUACCAGAACUUGUAAAUAUUAAUUCAACUACUCAACCUAUAACUGAAAAUCAACAUCCCCCAACUAAACCCCACUCUCCUCCAAUUAAAAAUAGUUUUUUCAAAUUUUGGAUAAAAAACAAAUAA